UAUAGAUUUUGUAUGUAUUUAUAUAGUGAGCAUGACAGUGCUGAUGUUCUACCUGUUCGGUAAACCGUACAAACGUGGAUUCUUUUGCAAUGACGAGUCGUUAUAUCACCCUUUCCACGACUCUACUGUAACUAGUGCGAUGCUCUACGUUAUUGGUCUUUUACUUCCUAUAUGCACGAUGUUGGCAGGUGAAUAUUUUUAUGCAAGAUAUUCUAAUGCAGAUUCAACAAAGAUAUUAUUCGGCUACAACAUACCUCCAUGGAUAUGGAAUGCAUAUGAGAAGAUUGGCAUAUUUGGUUUUGGAGCAGCAACUACUGUUCUACUUACCGAUAUUGCCAAAUAUACGAUCGGACGAUUGAGACCACAUUUCAUGACUCUCUGUGAACCCAACAUCAAUUGUAGCCUGAUUGAAAAUCAGCAUAGGUACAUUGAGAAUUAUUCUUGCAAUCAGAAUAUUUCGAAGAGUCUUCUAAAAGAGAUAAGAUUAUCUUUUCCCUCAGGACAUUCGUCGUUCUCGGCCUACACGAUGAUCUACCUUGCAAUGUAUUUACAAUUAAGGAUAACUUGGAAGGGUAGCAAAUUGUUGAAACACUUCCUGCAACUCGUGUGCCUACUUAUGGCCUGGUUCACUGCAUUGUCGCGAGUUUCCGAUUAUAAACAUCAUUGGAGCGAUGUUCUUGCCGGCUCGACCCUUGGCACUAUCACAGCGCUGGUCGUGGUAAACUUCGUUGCAGAUCUGUUCAAGGAUCAGAAUCACUACUCAGUGGAAGAGAAACAUCGAACGACAGAUUACGAAACAGGGACCGGUACACAGUUGUCUCUGGGAAGUUAAUUCUGGUCUCGGGGAACAAAAACAUACGCUGCUGAUGGGCGCCUCAAGUGAAGGAAAAUUGAAAAAUGUAUAUGGUAUUCCCAAAAGCUGGUGUGUCACAAAAAAUUUUCUCAUUCGACAUCGAAACUGCCUUAUGUGCUGUUUUGGGGGACCGUUCAUCGCCUUCUCGACGACACUUCUAGACGUUAUCAUCCACCAUUUCUUCAUCAUCAUGCAGUGUUGAUCAUAGAGAUUCUUGUAAAAAAAAUGGAAAAAAAGGGAAAAGAGAAAUAGAAGGAAAAAGAAG
Molecule: messenger RNA, 1118 nt
Organism: Apis dorsata (giant honeybee)
Lineage: Eukaryota; Metazoa; Arthropoda; Insecta; Hymenoptera; Apidae
Gene: wun
Product: putative phosphatidate phosphatase
Exons: 9
Coding region: 32-832 (266 amino acids)
Biological process (GO): phospholipid metabolic process; signal transduction; phospholipid dephosphorylation
Molecular function (GO): phosphatidate phosphatase activity
Source: RefSeq, a predicted model, not a curated record